Molecule: messenger RNA, 1959 nt
Organism: Urocitellus parryii (Arctic ground squirrel)
Lineage: Eukaryota; Metazoa; Chordata; Mammalia; Rodentia; Sciuridae
Gene: Ackr2
Product: atypical chemokine receptor 2
Biological process (GO): G protein-coupled receptor signaling pathway; cell chemotaxis; calcium-mediated signaling
Cellular component (GO): membrane; external side of plasma membrane
Molecular function (GO): C-C chemokine receptor activity; C-C chemokine binding
Source: RefSeq, a predicted model, not a curated record
CAGCAUUUCCCUGAGGAAGAGGCACCGGGACUGCUGCUCUCCUCACAGGCUUGGGUUACAUUUCCAGGAAAGUCUUUCUGACGCUGCACCACAGAACUUCAGUACUGAGUGUGUCUUCUCAACAUGGCCACCGCCAUCUCCCCUCUGCCACUCGCCACCGAGGAUGCCAGUUCUGAGAACAGUUCCUUCUAUGACUACUACUACCUAGAUGAGGUGGCUUUCUUGCUCUGCAGGAAGGAUGAUGUCCUGUCCUUUAGUAGAGUCUUCCUGCCAGUCUUCUACAGCCUGAUUUUUGUGUUGGGCCUGACCGGGAACCUCCUCCUUCUCGUGGUCUUACUCCGUUACGUGCCUUGCAGGCGGAUGACUGAGGUCUACCUUCUGAACCUGGCCAUCUCCAACCUCCUGUUUGUGGUGACUUUGCCCUUCUGGGGCAUCUCCGUGGCUUGGCAUUGGGUCUUUGGCAGUUUCUUAUGCAAGAUGAUGAGCACCCUGUAUACCAUUAACUUUUACAGUGGCAUCUUUUUCAUCAGCUGCAUGAGCCUGGACAAGUACCUGGAGAUUGUUCAUGCUCAGCCCCUCCACAGGCUGAGGACUCGGGCCAAAAGUCUGCUGCUUGCUGCCAUAGUGUGGGCCGUGGCCCUGGCCAUCUCCAUCCCUGACAUGGUCUUUGUGCAGAUACAUGAAAACCCCAAGGGUGUGUGGAACUGCUACGCGGAUUUUGGUGGACACGGGACCAUUUGGAAGCUCUUCCUCCGCUUCCAACAGAAUCUCCUGGGGUUUCUCCUUCCACUUUUGACCAUGAUCUUCUUCUACUCCCGCAUUGGUUGUGUCCUGGUCAAGCUGAAGCCCCCAGGCCAGGGCCGGGCUCUAAGAAUAGCUGCAUCAUUAGUACUGGCUUUCUUCUUGCUAUGGUUCCCAUACAACCUCACCUUGUUUCUGCACUCACUGCUGGACCUGCAUAUCUUUGGGGACUGCCAUGUCAGCCACCGUCUGGACUAUGCACUUCAGGUGACAGAGAGCCUUGCCUUUCUUCACUGCUGUUUUACCCCUGUCCUCUAUGCCUUCUCCAGUCGCCGUUUCCGCAGGUACCUGAAGGCUUUCCUGGCUGCUAUGCUCAGGCGGCGUCUGGUACCUGGUACUGCCCAGGCCUCAUUGUCCAACUGUUCUGAGAGCAGCAGGCUUACUAACCAAGAAGAAAUGACUGACAUGAAAGACCCUGGGGAGAGGCAGACUGAAGGAGCCAUUAACAAGGGGACUGAGGGGAAUAGUUCAGCCUGAGUGGCCAUACCACAGUCUGGAGAGAGAAGAUGACGCCUACUCAGUUGGGCUUCUGCCUGAAGCAAUCCCUCUGAGGAUCUCAGUGACCAUGCUGCUAAACCCAGUGGUCACUUUUUUAUUCCCAACCAUCAGCAUCACCUUCUCUCUCCUUGUUUCUUCCUUCAUUUUCUUCACUAGCUUUCAGGACCACACACUCUCACCUGAAUUGCUGCAAUAGUUUCCCAACUGAUCUCUGUGUUCCAAUCAUCGUGUACUUCUGUUGCUUAAUGUGCCUCCAACAGUCAGAGUGAUCAUGACACUCUUGGCUGUCCUUUCUUCGCCCUCAGAGUAGCAGCUCAAGUCCUUACAGUGCUCCUUAGAGGGCUCUGUGAUCUGUUUCCCAGCCUCUGCCCUCAUCUCCAGCCCACUCCCUCCUGCUCACUCUGCUCUGGACACACUGGCCUCCAGUGCUGUCUCCAGACAUUCCAGGCAUAUCCCUUUAAGGAGAUUCCUCUGUGCCAUCUUCCUGGAAUACUCUCCCCCUAGGAAGAGCUUGGCUCAUUCUCUCACCUCGUCAGCUCUUGACUCAGCUCCCAUUUUCUCUAUCAGAUGUUCACAAUAUUUAAUGCACAAUCUGUUGUUUCUAAUCUUCCUCCCUCGGCUCUCCUUUUUGUUUUUGUUUUUGUUUUUUUCAAUAGCACU